Pestalotiopsis fici W106-1 is the source of this 2586-nucleotide messenger RNA. RefSeq lists its product as uncharacterized. NCBI's taxonomy places the organism in Eukaryota, Fungi, Ascomycota, Sordariomycetes, Amphisphaeriales, Sporocadaceae. The transcript is spliced from 4 exons. Gene Ontology annotation, biological process: transmembrane transport. Gene Ontology annotation, molecular function: oligopeptide transmembrane transporter activity. Bases 1 to 2586 code for a protein of 861 amino acids. The record is from RefSeq and is a predicted model, not a curated record.
AUGGCUACUAGCAUCGAGGUAGCAGAUGAUGCGGUCAACGCCGCGCCGUCGAGGCCGGAUCCGGAGAAGACGCCCGUAGGCGCAUCUACCGAGCGGGUGUCCGACCAGAUCCCGCACAAGAUGCUGGAAGAACUGGCCCCCAACGGCGAGGCUGAUUACAUUCUGGACAAGAUCAAUGGCAUGAGCGAGGAUGAGGCUAUUGAGAUCCUUCACGAAGCCGUCCAGUUUCACGCCGAUGACUGGAACUUUCCUUCGGAAAUGAGAGAUCGCAUGAAGCGGCUGCUCGAGGGACCCAAGGCGUAUGGAGAAUUUUACGAGCGCGACCUUAGGAUUGACGCGGUGUUGAUGAGAUAUUCAUCGCCGUAUCCGGGCGUGCGUUCUGUUGCCGAGCAUACGGACGACACUCAUGUGCCUAUCGAGACCUUCCGAGCCUACUUUCUUGGCAUCGGAUGGGCCGUGAUAGGAACUUUCAUGUCGACGUUCUUCAAUAGUCGUUUCCCGUCUAUCACUCUGAGCGGCUCCGUCAUUCAAAUCUUGCUGUACCCUUGCGCCAAAUUCCUCGAAAAGGCGCUGCCCGACUGGGGUAUCACCGUGAAGGGAGUUCGCCACUCACUCAAUCCGGGUCCCUGGACAUUCAAGGAGCAAAUGUUUGCUACCAUCACGUACAAUAUUGCCAUCUAUACCACCAACAGCUACGGAAUGAUUCUUGUCCAAAAGUCCGACGUGUACUAUGGCGAGAAAUUCGUCAACUUUGGCUACCAGCUCAUGCUGACUCUGUUCGUUCAACUCAUGGGCAUGGGUUUCGCCGGCUACCUUCGCCGAUUCAGCGUCUAUCCCGUCAAGGCACUGUGGCCGACGAUCCUGCCGACCAUUGCCAUGAACCGAGCUCUAACCACCCCGGAGCCAAAAGAGAAUAUAUAUGGCUGGACCAUCUCGAGAUAUAAUUUCUUCUAUGUAUGCACAAUCUCCAUGUUCGUCUACUACUGGUUCCCUGGGUAUCUAUUCACGGCACUGUCGACAUUCAACUGGAUGACCUGGAUUGCACCAGAGAAUUUUACUCUGGCUAUCCUCACUGGGUCGUCGCUGGGCCUUGGACUCUUCAAUCCCAUCACGACUUUUGACUGGAAUGUUGCGACGUCUUCUUAUGCCGCCCUGGCUAUGCCAUUUUUUGCAACGUGCACGCAAUACUUUGGUAUGUACAAUACGGCCUAUCUUCCCAUCAACUCUUCCUCGGCAUUCGCCAACGACGGAACUGCGUAUGAAGUGCAAAAGGUUGUCAUUGACAACAAAUUGAACCACACUUUGUAUCAGGAAUAUUCUCCGCCUUUCUACUCGGCGGGCUAUGUACUCACCGUGGGAGCCAACUUUGCAUUCUACCCCGUAUAUUUUCUCUACAUCAUGUUCAACCAAUGGAAAACAGUAUCUCAGGCAUAUGUCGACUUUUACCAGGGUCUGAGGCGCGGCAAGGGCAACUUUGAGGGUGCAAUGGAUAUUCACAACCGCCUCAUGUCCAAAUAUCCUGAAGUGCCGGACUGGUGGUUUUUGCUCAUUUUGGUUGCGGCCAUUGUCGUGUCAGUCAUAUUCCUGAAGAUCUAUCCUCUCGACACACCAGUGUGGCUGGUCUUUUUGAUGAUUGGCAUCAACUUGAUCUUUGCCGUUCCUCUGUCGUUUCUGUCAGCAACCACUGGCACAAACCUGGGACUCGGAUCGUUGAUACAAGUCAUCACCGGCUUUAUCCUCCCCGGCAACCCCAACGCAUUCCUCUUUGCGCAGACUCUGGGCUCAUGGGCCCUGGCCGGAUAUGGCGACAAUUACGUCCAGGACCAGAAGAUGGCACAUUACUGCAAAAUCGCGCCGCGGGCAGUAUUCCGAAGCCAGAUCGGAACCAUUCUCAUCACCUGCUUUGUGGCGGUUGGAACACAAGACUUUAUCCUCAACAACGUCAAGGGCCUCUGCACGGCAGAUCAGCCGAGCAAGUUCACCUGCGCCAAUGACGGCGCCCCCCUCUACACCAGCUCGCUCAUGUGGGGGCUUCUGGGGUCGGAGCGCAUGUUCAACGGGCUCUACCCGCUCUUCAAGUGGUGCUUCCUGAUCGGGACCCUGAUUGCGCUCGUGUUCCUGGCGGGCCAGAGUCUGGGGCCGCGGUACCUGCCCGGCGUGCGCGAGAAGCUCCGGGUCCAGCUCCGGCCGCGCACGUUUGCCCUCCUCGACCGCACCUUGUUCCCGUUUGUGGCUUCGCUGCUGUGGCUGAACCCGAUUCUCAUCAUUCAGGGCAUCCAGCACUGGGCACCGUCCAAUUUGUCUUACAAGACGCCUGGGUUCAUAUUGUCGUACAUUUUCAUGUACUGGCUUCCAAAGCACAGGUUGGCCUGGUGGGAAAAAUACAACUACGUGCUAUCAGCUGCGCUGACGGCUGGUGUCGCCAUUUGCGCUCUGAUUAAAUUCUUUGCCGUGGAAUAUGAUCCGGUCAGCCUGAAGUGGUGGGGCAAUACCGUAUCGUUGGCUGGGAUUGAUGGGUCCAGUACUGGGCUGCUGCCAAUCCCAGAGAGAGGAUAUUUUGGUCCGGAGAAGGGGACUUUCAUAUAG